AUGACAGCCCUUGGCAGGUAUGUCUGUGGCAAAUCUGGCCUCGGGGGAUAUCACACCCCUCGCCAUGCUAUUCAGCUGGUCUCACCGCCAUCAUUUGACCUUCCCGCACCCCCACACCCCCACACUCGUGGACAACAAAGCUUUGUUUUGAUCAUGAUCAUGGAGAUCAGGCACCUGGAGUUCAUACUCUUGCCUAAGAACCAACAGCACCCCCACAAGGGUCCGAAGCGCAAUCUUGUGGACGGGGAGCGUUUUAAUAGCAUUUUCUUUUGA
Penicillium hordei is the source of this 273-nucleotide messenger RNA. RefSeq lists its product as uncharacterized. The transcript has 2 exons. Lineage: Eukaryota; Fungi; Ascomycota; Eurotiomycetes; Eurotiales; Aspergillaceae. The record is from RefSeq and is a predicted model, not a curated record. Bases 1 to 273 code for a protein of 90 amino acids.